AUGCGCUUCUCGCUCCUCAGCAUUGCCAUGGCCGCUCUCGGCUCCUUCACCACCGCCACUGCCGCCGCCCCGCUGGAUGCUCGGGGCGUGGCCGUGCCCGCCGAGGGCGAGUGGCUCGAGGCCAGCGUCGCCCAGCAGCGCCGCGAGGCCCUCCUCGAGUCCGGCCUGGAGUCUCGUGGCCUCGAGGGUCCAUUCCAAACCGUCGGCACCGGCUGGACGGGACUGCAGUUCCACCACACCAACUUCCAGCUGAACACGUGCUACUUCAGCCCGUUCAACUACGAGCAGCAAGUGAGCUUCUUCCACAACACGAGGUCCUUCGGCCCCGCCAAGGGCUACCAGUGCGCCCUCUACAGUGGCUACAACAACUGCGCGGACAACACCAAGAUUGUCGACCACCUCGCCUACCCCGGAAAGGACAACUUUGGCGACAAGAACGCACACUGGGGAAGCUACUACUGCUGGAAGGUCUAA
Purpureocillium lilacinum is the source of this 474-nucleotide messenger RNA. RefSeq lists its product as uncharacterized. Lineage: Eukaryota; Fungi; Ascomycota; Sordariomycetes; Hypocreales; Ophiocordycipitaceae. The record is from RefSeq and is a predicted model, not a curated record.